ACUGCCGAACCCCUUCGCCGACUGCGGGGCGGGGAGGCUGACGAAGCGGCUGGUGCGCGCCACGGACAGCAGGGGGUGCUGCCGGGCCCCGAUCCCUUCGGGCGGGUCGUGGCCGGUCGGGAAUGAUAGCAGGAAGCGGCCGCCGGGAGCCUUAUCGGCGGGCGGCAGGAGGGGAGGGGCUGGGCCGGGCCGGGCCGGGCCCCUGCUUUAGGCGGGCCCGGUGAGGGCUGUGAGGCGCCGCCUUGUCCCGCUCGGCUCGGAAGCCGCAGAAGCGGUCUCCUCCUUUUCCUCCAUGGCCGGCUUGGCUCCUCGCCUGCCCUCGCUGCUGCUGUUGUGGCGGCGCCGGCGAUGCUCCUCCUGGGCUCCCGCUUCCCUGGGACGAGGCUGGGCCGCCUGCCGCUCACCGAGCAACAGGUGCUGGCAGGCCGCUCUGCCCGACGUCUUCCGCCUUUUCCCGGCCGCUAGCCCCAGCGCCGCCGCGUCCUCUUGGGCAGCCGCUGCGGGGAGCUCGCGGGAGAAGUUGGGCGAGCCCACGGGGGCCGCGCGGUCUCUGGCUGCCGGGCCCGGAGAAGGAGGCUCGGACGCCAGAAGGCUCUUGGCCCUGGCGCAUCCCGAGCGCUGGAGAUUGACAGCUGCUGUGGGCUUUCUGACAGUUUCCAGUGUCAUCACUAUGUCUGCCCCUUUUUUCUUGGGGAAGGUUAUUGAUGUCAUUUAUACAAAUCCAUCUGGUGACUUCACUGACAACCUGUCCAACCUCUGUGUCUUGCUAAGUGGAAUCUUCUUCUGUGGUGCUGCUGCCAAUGCAACCCGCGUUUACCUCAUGCAGACUGCAGGACAAAGAAUUGUGAAUCGACUAAGAGCAACAAUGUUCUCAUCUCUUUUGAAACAAGAAAUAGCUUUUUUUGAUAAAACCAGCACUGGAGAACUGAUCAAUCGCUUAUCUUCUGACACUGCACUCUUGGGCCGUUCAGUCACGGAAAACCUUUCCGAUGGGUUAAGGGCUGUGGCUCAGGCUUCAGUUGGCAUUGGGAUGAUGUUUUUCGUUUCUCCCAAACUUGCUAUGUUUGUUCUGAGUGUGGUGCCACCUCUGGCUGUCAUAGCAGUGAUUUAUGGAAGAUAUUUGCGAAAACUGACUAGAAUGACACAAGAUUCCCUUGCAGAAGCAACACAGUUAGCAGAAGAACGGAUUGGCAAUUUACGAACAGUUCGAGCUUUUGGACAAGAAUUAAAUGAAAUGGGGAAAUACCAAAGCAGAGUUGAUUAUGUGCUGCAGCUGGCCAAAAAAGAAGCAAUAGCUCGAGCAGGAUUCUUUGGAGCAACUGGACUAUCUGGCAAUUUGAUUGUGCUCUCUGUUCUGUACAAAGGAGGAUUGUUGAUGGGCUAUUCCCACAUGACCAUUGGUGAACUGUCUUCCUUUUUAAUGUAUGCCUUCUGGGUUGGCAUAAGCAUUGGAGGCUUAAGUUCUUUCUAUUCAGAGCUAAUGAAAGGAUUAGGUGCAGGAGGGCGUCUAUGGGAACUUAUUGAUAGGAAGCCGGAACUUCCUUUUAAUGAGGGAAUAGUAUUCAACCAGGAUGCUUUCAGAGGUACACUGGAGUUCAGAAAUAUUCAGUUUGCAUAUCCAACUCGUCCAGAGACUUUAGUUUUCCAGGACUUUGCUCUUACAAUCCCAGCAGGCUCCGUCAUGGCAUUGGUUGGCCCAAGUGGCUCUGGCAAAUCGACGGUUGUAUCUCUCCUGCUUAGGCUUUAUGAUCCAAUCUCAGGGGCCAUUACUAUUGAUGGUGUUGACAUUCGUCAGCUAAAUCCUCUGUGGUUCAGGUCUAAAAUUGGAACUGUAAGUCAGGAACCAAUUCUGUUCUCUUGCUCUAUUGCUGAAAACAUUGCUUAUGGUGCAGAGGACCCCUCUCUGGUAACGACCAAAGAAAUCGAGAAAGUCGCUGAGAUAGCAAAUGCUGCUAAUUUUAUCCAAAACUUCCCUAAAGGAUUCCACACUUUAGUUGGGGAAAAAGGUGUUCUUCUUUCAGGUGGACAGAAACAGCGCAUUGCGAUUGCUCGAGCUCUUCUCAAGAAUCCAAAAAUUCUUCUUCUUGAUGAAGCAACAAGUGCUUUGGAUGCCGAAAAUGAAUACCUCGUCCAAGAGGCACUAGAUCGACUUAUGGAAGGAAGGACUGUCCUCAUUAUUGCCCAUCGUCUUUCCACCAUUCAGAAUGCAGAUUGUGUUGCAGUUCUUGACCAAGGCAGAAUUAUUGAGUGUGGAAAGCACAAAACACUGCUUGCAAAUCCAGAUGGACUUUUCAGCAAACUGAUGAAGAAACAAUCUUUCGUCCAGAAUAGUGAAAGUGUUACAAUAAAUGUAAAAUCCUGAAAAAGAGCUUUUUGUUACCAAAUUACAAUAUAAGGAAUAGAAAUGUAAAACAUUUCCAAUAAUUUACGUUUCAAGUUAUGUACUAUGUAUACAUUUUAUAUAUAUUCUUCCCUCAGCAGUUUCAAAACUUGGAUGUGUUAAUCUUUUUAUUCAGAUUUUUAAAUAAUUGUAUGUGUCUGAGAACAUCAACAUUGGGCUGCUUUCAGAUUAUAAAUGUUUUUCUAUUUUUUUAGUUAAUGGAUUCAGUAUGAGUGCCUACUUGAUUUUUUUUAACAUUAACUAAAUUACAUUCUAAUUUUACAGCUGCAUUAAAAUCACAUACUGCCCUGGAAUCACUUCUGCAAAGUGUCAUUAGAAUUAAAAUUGGUCCAGAGUUUUGAAACCGAAGCUGCUGAACGUGGACCAAAUCCUGGGCAAUGUUAAAAGCGGUGUUUUUCAGUGGGAGGUCCGUGCAUAUGCAAUAGUCCCAGUUUCAGUCCCUGGCAUCUCCAUUUGAAAGAGACUACAGGCCUCCUUAUGACUGGCGACUUCCAGCCAAGUUAGAUGGCGCUGCUCUAGAUGAACCACUGGUCUGACUUAGUGUAAUGCAGUUUCUAUUAAUAUAUGUACCCUGAAACACAUCCCACCUAAAUCAUGGCAGCUGCUUUUGUUCUCUCUCAUUCCUCAUAAGCCUGAGAUUGCAUUACAAGUCACUUUCUAACAAACUAAGCCUGGAUACAAAUGUCAUCUAAUGUAAAACAUUAACAUUGAACUAGCAAAUAGGUUAUGGGUAGAAUGGGUUAAAUAAUGGAAUACUUUGGAGAAAUACCUUUUAUUGGCUGGCUUAGUGCAGAGGACAAAAUUAUUACUAAAUGCUUUUCCAGUGUUAUUAAACAGACUAAAACUUGGAUAGCCAAAGGGAGCCAAGUAGUUGUCCAUUGUUUUCCUUUAAAAUGGAGGCUCUUAACUUUCUAUCAGGUCAAGUUAUAUUACAAGGCACUGACGUUUUAACAUAAUGAAAAAUGCUUUUGUUAGAACCAUAACUUCCCUGAUAGAGUUGAGAUUAAAAUAAUUUUUUUCCAGUAAGACAUUUGAUCAAAAUUCUAAAAGUGCUUGCAUGCACGUUCCACUAAAGCUAUGUAGACUCUGUUGCCAAAUAUAUUUGGAAUAGCCACCUUCCUGAUCAGUUAUAUCUGAAUUCUUGAACAUUUCAUCGAUGUUAAGAGGCUGGAUUUUAAUUUAUGUGUUCGAUGUUGUAAAAUAGUAUUAUUUACAUAUUUAUAAAACAACCGUGCAGGCUAGUUUCAAAAUAAUUUCUGUAUUGCACACUGUAGUUCAUGUUGCCAAACUUGCCUGUGCUGCUGUAUUUUACCACCUGUUGCUACUACCAGGGGGAGGGGGGGGGGCUUAGUUCAUUUACUGUACCAAAAAAAGAAUGUCUAUGCUUUGUAUAUUGUCUCCCAUCAGAUUUGUGGAGAUUUUACUUCUUUAACAGUAAUUUUGUAAUUUCUAUAAAUAAAUUUUUUAAAAUGUACACACCUUAGACAUUGUACAGGGAAUUACAUUAUUGUACAGCAUAACAUUAAAAAAACCAACCCCUGAGCAAA
Sphaerodactylus townsendi is the source of this 3948-nucleotide messenger RNA. RefSeq names its product ATP binding cassette subfamily B member 10 (gene ABCB10). NCBI's taxonomy places the organism in Eukaryota, Metazoa, Chordata, Lepidosauria, Squamata, Sphaerodactylidae. The record is from RefSeq and is a predicted model, not a curated record. Bases 293 to 2362 code for a protein of 689 amino acids. Gene Ontology annotation, molecular function: ABC-type oligopeptide transporter activity; ATP binding; ATP hydrolysis activity. The transcript has 13 exons. Gene Ontology annotation, cellular component: membrane. Gene Ontology annotation, biological process: transmembrane transport.